Molecule: messenger RNA, 3203 nt
Organism: Perca flavescens (yellow perch)
Lineage: Eukaryota; Metazoa; Chordata; Actinopteri; Perciformes; Percidae
Product: NACHT, LRR and PYD domains-containing protein 3
Exons: 8
Coding region: 12-3053 (1013 amino acids)
Molecular function (GO): protein binding
Source: RefSeq, a predicted model, not a curated record
CAGUGGACCAGAUGUUCUCAACCUACAGUAUGAACAUCAUUAAUGUGACCAAAAAAGUUUUAGUGAAAAUUAAUCAGAAUGAGCUAGUGAAGAAGUUAUCAAACAUCAUCUCAGAAUGUGCAGAGAUUCUUGCUGCGUGCAAGAGAAAAGUCAAAUCCAAAUCACAAAAGAAGUUCCGGUGUGUGUUUGAGGGAAUUGUUAAAGCAGGAAACAAAACCCCUCUGAAUCAGAUGUUCACAGAGAUAUACCUCACAGAGGGAGGGACUGCAGAGAUCAAUGUUGAUCAUGAGGUCAGACAGAUUGAAACAGCAUCCUGGAAACCAGACAGACCAGCAACAACAGUCACAUGUGAAGACAUCUUUAAAACCCCACCUGAAAGAGAAGAAUCAAUCAGAACAGUGUUGACAAUGGGAGUGGCUGGCAUCGGGAAAACAGUCUUAACACAGAAGUUCACUCUGGAUUGGGCUGAAGGCAAGGCCAACCAGGACAUCCAGUUCACACUUCCAUUCACCUUCAGAGAGCUGAAUGUGCUGAAAGAGAAAAAGUAUAGCUUGGUGGAACUUGUUAAUUUGUUCUUUAGUGAAACCAAAGAAGCAGGAAUCUGCAUGUUUGAAGAGUUCCCGAUUGUGUUCAUCUUUGACGGUCUGGAUGAGUGUCGACUUCCUCUGGACUUCCUCAACACUGAAAUCCUGACUGAUGUUACAGAGGCCACCUCAGUGGAUGUGCUGCUGACAAACCUCAUCAGGGGGAAACUGCUUCCCUCUGCUUGCCUCUGGAUAACAACACGACCUGCAGCAGCCAGUCAGAUCCCUCCUGAGUGUGUUGACAUGGUGACAGAGGUCAGAGGGUUCACUGAUGCCCAGAAGGAGGAGUACUUCAGGAAGAGAUUCACAGAUGAGGAGCAGGCUAGCAGAAUCAUCUCCCAUAUCAAGAAAUCACGAACCCUCCAUAUCAUGUGUCACAUCCCAGUCUUCUGCUGGAUCACUGCUAAAGUUCUGGAGGACGUGUUGAUGACCAGAAAGGGAGGAGAGCUGCCCAAGACUCUGACUGAGAUGUACAUCCACUUUCUGGUGGUUCAGGCCAAAGGGAAGAAAGUCAAGUAUGAUGGAGGAGCUGAGACAGAUCCACACUGGACUCCAGAAAGUAGGAAGAUGAUAGAGUCUCUGGGAAAACUGGCUUUUGAGCAGCUGCAGAAAGGCAACCUGAUCUUGUAUGAAUCAGACCUGAUAUCGUGUGGUAUCGAUAUCACAGCAGCCUCAGUGUACUCAGGAGUGUUCACACAGAUCUUUAAAGAGGAGAGAGGAAUGUACCAGGACAAGGUGUUCUGCUUCAUCCAUCUGAGUGUUCAGGAGUUUCUGGCAGCUCUUCAUGUCCAUCUGACAUUCACCAACUCUGGAGUCAACCUGCUGUCAGGAAAACAUACAUCAUCAUGGCUGCCUGAAGUCUUCAAAGAAAAACUAAAACAUCUCCACCAGGGUGCUGUGGACAAGGCCUUACAGAGUCCAAAUGGACACCUGGACUUGUUCCUCCGCUUCCUCAUCGGUUUUUCUCUUCAGUCCAAUCAAACUCUCCUACGAGGCCUGUUGACACAGACAGGAGGUAGCUCACAGACCAAUCAGGAAACAGUCAAGUACAUCAAGAAGAAGAUCAACGGGGAUCUGUCUGCAGAGAGAAGCAUCAAUCUGUUCCACUGUCUGAAUGAACUGAAUGAUCAUUCUCUAUUGGAGCAGAUCCAACAGUACCUGAGUUCAAACCGUCUCUCUAUAGAUAAACUGUCUCCUGCUCAGUGGUCAGCUCUGGUCUUCAUCUUACUGUCAUCAGAAGAAGAUCUGGACCUGUUUGACCUGAAGAAAUACUCUGCUUCAGAAGAUGCUCUUCUGAGGCUGCUGCCAGUGGUCAAAGCCUCCAAAAAAGCUCUACUGAGUGGCUGUAACCUGUCAAUGAGAAGCUGUGGAGGUUUGUCCUCAGUUCUCAGCUCCCAGUCCUCUAGUCUGAGGGAGCUCGACCUGAGUAACAAUAACCUGAAGGAUUCAGGAGGGAAACUGCUGUCAGCUGGACUUCAGAGUCCAAACUGCACACUUAAGACUCUCAGGCUGAGUGGCUGUAAGCUGUCAGAGAGAAGCUGUGAAGCUCUGUCCUCAGUUCUCAGCUCUGAGUCCUCUAGUCUGAGAGAGCUGGACCUGAGUAACAAUGACCUGAAGGAUUUAGGAGGGAAGCUUCUGUCGGCUGGACUUCAGAGUACACACUGUAAACUGGAGAAUCUCAGUCUGUCAGGCUGUAUGAUCUCAGAGGAAGGCUGUUCUUCUCUGAUCUCAGCGCUGAGCUCCAACCCCUCCCAUCUGAGAGCGCUGGACUUGAGCUGCAAUCAUCCAGGAGACUCAGUAGUGAAGAUGCUGUCGGCUGGACUUAAGGAUCCACUCUGGAGACUGGAAACUCUCAGAACGAGAUGGUUGACACCAGGUCUGAGGAAGUAUUCCUGUGAACUCACACUUGACACAAACACAGUGAGCAGAAACCUCAAACUGUCUGACAACAACAGGAAGGUGACAUUAGUGUGGGAGGAUCAGCCAUAUCCUGAUCAUCCAGAGAGGUUUGACUCCUGGGAUCAGCUGCUGUGUAAAGAUGGUCUGACUGGUCGCUGUUACUGGGAGGUGGAGAGGAGAGGAUAUGUUGUUAUAUCAGUGAGUUAUAGAGGAAUCAGCAGGAGAGGAAACAGUGCUGACUGUUUGUUUGGAUGGAAUGAUCAGUCCUGGAGUCUAUUCUGCUCUGAUUUCGGUUACUCUGUAUGGCACAAUGACAUACCAACAGACCUCUGUCUCUCCUACUCCUCUGUCUCUAGUAGAGUAGCAGUGUAUGUGGACUGUCCUGCUGGCUCUCUGUCCUUCUACACGGUCACCUCUGACUCACAGAUCCACCUCCACACCUUCAACACCACAUUCACUCAGCCUCUUUAUCCUGGCUUUGGGUUAUGGUUUAGGUCAUUUGGUUGCUCAGUGUCUCUGUGUUCUGUGAAGUACGGAGAGUCUCCUCCUGUCAGAGAACCAGACAGCUGAGUCUGAUCAGGAUCAUCAGCUGAUGUUAGUGAGGAGAAUGAGGGUAUCACCAAUGAUUUCCUGAAUGGAUUAGAUUCUACUCCAAACAGCUAAAUGACUUAAAGCUCUUCAUCAUUGUGUCCAAAAGCUGCAUUCAAUUCAAUUCAAUUC